ACAUGGGGACCUGCCCUGGGAUGUCCACAGGGACAUGGGGACAUGCCCCGGGACGUCCCAAGUUUCACAGGGAUGUGAGGACGUGGGGACGGUCGCCGGGAUGUCCCCAGUGUCACAGGGACAUGGUGACCUGCCCUGGGACGUGGGGUGGCUGCUCGCGAUGGGGACGGCAGCCCCAUGGAGCUCAGAGCUGGCUGCCACCCUGGCUGGUGGGAUUGAGCUCCCAGUGAACCCAAGGGUGCUCCCAGUGCCAUUGCUGGGAGUGGGGCAGAGCAGAGGAAAAAAAGGCAACAGCAGGGAGAGGGAAGCGGGUUUCGGGUCCCCUCCCUGUCCCCGUCCUGGGGACGGCUGCCAGCUUUCCAGCUGUCACAGCCAGUGGAACCAGCAUGUUGAUGCUCCUCAAUUAUUCAGCACCAGCCUGGCAUGGGGCCGCAGGCUCUUGCCGUCCUCCACUCUGGGCAGAGGGUGACUGGGCUGUCCCCAGUGCCCAUGGCAGCACCAGUCGGACAUGUGCACUUGGGGACGCAUGGCUGGGGACACGUGGACACAAGUUGAAGCCCCGUCACGUGCGUUCUGUGGGCCUGCCCUGCUCAGUGUUGCUCUGUGCCUCAGUUUCCCCACACUGCCCCGGACGCUUCUGUGAGUGGGGAGGGGUGAGAGGCUCCUGCUGUCCUGCUGCCCCUGGAGCUUUUCCAGGACAGCUGCCUGGGGACCCUUUGCAUUUCGGGGCUCCCUCCCUGAGGGGAGUUUGCCGAGCCCCUGAGAUGCAGGCAGGGGGUCCUAGCCCUUCCUUGGCCCUAGGGCUGUGGUGAGAGGUAAGGCUGUGCCCCCCAGGGCAGGGCAGGGGUUCCCACAUCCCCAUCCUCAGGGAGCAGGAGCUGGGUGGCAUGAAGAUUCUCGUCCCCUUGGUUUGGGGGUGCAUGGCUGCCUCACCUUGAGCAUGGGGUGGGAAAGCUGCCCCCCAACCCCUCCCAUUUUAACUGGGACCAGCCUGGGUGCUGGUCCCUGACUGGGACCUUGGUACCUGCUCGGUGGCAGGGAUGCGGGGAUGCCUGGAGCUUUGGAUGCUGAGGAGGGAGGGAAGGAGGGAAAGAAGGAGGAACUGAGGGAUGGAGGGAGGCGGAUCCUGGCUCCCACUGCGGCAGGACCCGGCCCCCAUCCGGGCAGCGAUGCUGGACCGAGCUGGGGUCUGGGGUCCACGGCUUGGAGCCCCAGCCUGCCCUCGCCCAGGCGGGGGGCGAGGGAUGCAUGGCUGCCCGCCACCUCCUCCUCAACACCAUGAAGCAGAUCUGCCUCUGUGCCGCUGCCUCCUUCGCGGUACGUCCCUGUCCUCCAUCUCCGCUCCCCUUUGGUCACGUCCUCCGGGGUAAGCCGUGUCACCCCCACCCCACCCGGACCCCCUCCAUCCCCAUCCCUGUCCCGGUGCUCGGCAGCGUCCUCUCCAACCUGCUUUGUCCUUGCAUGACAAGGGGGUGUGGGGGGGGGGGAGCUGGCACCCACCCUCCCAGUUUGCCCAGUAACCCUGGGAGGCUGGUUUAUUCCCCGCCCCUGGAUGGGGCCCCCUGGCCCCGCAGGGCUGGAGGGGCUUGCAGGGGCACCCGGUGGGAACAGCGGCACAGGUCCCGUGCCUGGUACUGGGCACCAGGCUGGCGAGGGGCAGGAUGCAAGCAGCUCCCGAAAGGUGACAUCCAUUUCCUGCCGCCGCGGCCGCAGCGAGCUCGGAGCCAGGACUGGACCAAAAAUGAUGAGAAGCUCCUGCAAGCUGUGGACUACAACGAUGCUGGGAAGGUGACAUCUCUCCUCACCCGCAAGAGCCUGGUCCCCACCAAGCUGGACUCGGAGGGCAAAUCCGCGUUCCACCUGGCUGCCAUGCGGGGGAACGUGGACUGCCUGGAAGCCAUGCUGGCUCACGGCGUGGAUGCCAUGACCAAGGACAGCUCGGGUUACACUGCCCUGCAUCUGGCAUCCAAGCAUGGCCACCCACAAUGUGUCAGCAAGCUGUUGCAGGCCUCCUGCCCCGUGGACGUGGCUGACGGCAGCGGCCGAACAGCGCUGCACCACGCAGCGGUCAGCGGCUGCAUCUCGUGCUCGGAGAUCCUCUGUGAUUUCAAGGCUCCUUUGAACAUCAAGGACAAGGAUGGCUCCACGCCGCUGAUCCUUGCUGCCAAGAUGAGCCACUCAGAGCUGUGCCGGUACCUGCUGCACCGCGGUGCGGCUGUCAACAGCCGGGACCUGCAGGGGAGGACAGCCUUGAUGCUGGCCUGCGAGAACGGCAGCGUGGAGACGGUGGAAGUGCUCGUCAACGCCGGUGCCCGGGUGGCCGUGGUGGACUCCACAGGUCACGACGCCGUGCACUACAGCCUGGCCACGGGCAACGCUCUCAUCCAGCACUUCCUCCAAGAGGCUGCUCAGCGCCGGUCCUGGGCCAGCGAAGAGGAGUCAACUGAGCUGACAUCCCAGACGUCUUCACCCAGCCAGUCAUCCCUCAGGGAGAAGAGCGGCACCCCGAGGAAGAGGAAAGCCCCUCUGCCUCCCUUGGGCACCCUCAGCCAGGAGGACCGGGACGCCUACGAGGAGAUCGUGCGGCUGCGGCAGGAGCGGGCCCAGUUCUUGCAUAAGAUCCGAGGCUUGGAGCAGCAGGAGAAGCAGAGACGGGAGAGGGCAGAGCUGGACGAGGGCUCCCUGCGCUCCAUGGAGAAGCAGAUCCAGGAGCUGGAGAAGCGGCUGGCGGCACGGAGUGGUGAGAAGGAGCAGCUGGGCAAGGAGGUGGAGGCUCUGCGGAGCCGCUUGUCCUCGCUGGAGAACGAGAGGGAGAACACGAGCUAUGACAUCGACACACUGCAGGACGAGGAGGGAGACCCGCUUGAUUUCCCAGGGGCAGAGCUGCUGCUCUCCAAGAAGACGCUGAGCCCCUCAGCCGAGGAGCUGCUGGCCACGCUGCAGGGGCAGGUGCAGUCCCUCACCGUGCAGAACAAGGAGCUGAGGGAGAAAAUACAGGUGCUGGAGAACUACGAGCGGGACGAGAGCAGUCCGUCCACCCCGGGGGACUUCGUGCCCGCCAGCCGAUACAACGCUCUCCAACGCGAGCUGGAGCGGCUGCGGGCGCAGCGCUUGGAGCUGCCGCGGGGCACGGGCGCGAGGGACGAGGCCGGCGGGCAAGCGGCGCGGCAGAGCGGUGUCUCGGAGCAAGCCCCGGAGCUGGCGGAGGCCCGGGCAGCCCUGCGGCAGGCGCAGGCGGCGCUGGAGGAGCGGAACCGGCGGGUGAAGGAGCUGCAGACCCGGUUGGAGCGCGGCGCGGCGACCGGCUCCCUGGGGGCCUCCCUGGAGGAGGCGUCGAGGGAGAAGGAGGUUUUGCUGGAGCGCUGCGGCCGGGCGGAGGCGGAGGCGGAGGCCCUGCGGCGGGAGCUGGAGGCCAAGGCACGGGACUGGCGAGCGGCGGGCGGCCCCGAACCGGAGCCGGGGGUGCUGGAGCGACGGGUGGCAGAGCUGGUACGGCAGCACGAGGAGGUGACGGCCCAGCUGGGGCAGCUGCGGGAGACGCUGGGUCGCAGGGAGGCCGAGCUGGGCACCCUGCGGGAGCAACUGGCCGCCCGGCCGGUGGGCCGGCGGGAGCACGAGGAGGCCCUGGCGCGGCUGCGGCAGGCGCAGGCGGAGGCGGAGGGCCGGGUGCCGCGGGAGGAGCACGCCCGGGCUACGGCGGCGCUGGAGGAGCAGGCGCAGGCGCUGCGGGAGCGGGCGGCUCGGCUGGAGGCGGCGGCGGAGGCCAAGGGGCGCGAGGCCGCCCGGCUGGAGGCCGAGCUGGCGGCGGCCGUGCCGCGGGGAGAGCACGAGGCGGCGCAGGCGGGGCUGCGGGCCGAGGCGGCGGCGCUGGCCCAGCGGCUGGGCGAGCUUUCGCGGCAGCACGAGAAGACGUGCGAGGAGGUGUUCCGGGUACAGCGGCAGGCCCUCUUCAUGAAGAGCGAGCGGCAGGCGGCGGAGGAGAGGCUGGCCGCCGCGCAGAAGCAGCUGGCGGAGGCGCAGGACGAGGCGCGGCGGCUGCGGGAGCUCCACGGACGCGCCGAGGAGUCGGCCCGGCUGGUCAGGGAGAGGGACAGGAAGAUCACCGAGCUCUCUAAGGAGGUCUUCAGGCUGAAGGAAGCCCUGAACGCCCUCCCCGAGUCCCGGGGACCAUCCAAGUCAGCCCCCAACACUGCCACGCUCCAGGCCAGGAUCCGGGCGCUGGAGGAGAAGCUGGCGGAGGCAGAAAUGCGGCACAGCAAGGUGGUGACGCUGUACCGGAACCACCUGCUCUACGCAGUGCAGGGCCACAUGGACGAGGACGUGCAGAAACUCCUGUGCCAGAUCCUGAGGAUGCAGCGGCUGCAGGAGCAGGGCAGAUGAGCCCCUGCCAGCACGGCAGUGCCGCAGGGGGUCGGUGGCACAGCCGGUGACACGGCUGGGGGGCCAGGCCCGUGAUAGCACCCUCUGUGCCCCUUUGCUUCUCCCUGUCACUGCCACACGCACCCCCACACCCCCCCCCAGCCCUCCUGCUGCCCCCCACACCUCAGCACAGCAGCAAUAAAGUAUUUAUACUCACGCCAA
This is a messenger RNA of Tyto alba (common barn owl), 4581 nucleotides long. RefSeq names its product ankyrin repeat domain 24 (gene ANKRD24). The transcript is spliced from 19 exons. Gene Ontology annotation, molecular function: actin binding. NCBI's taxonomy places the organism in Eukaryota, Metazoa, Chordata, Aves, Strigiformes, Tytonidae. The coding region runs from base 1249 to 4380 and encodes 1043 amino acids. The record is from RefSeq and is a predicted model, not a curated record.